AUGGACAUGGACGCCGCGCAUGGCCACUACCCGUGGCUCAACUUCUCCCUCUCCAACCACUGUGAGAUGGAGGACGAGGAGCGGGGAGCGGCCGCCGAGCUGGCCGCCAUCGCCGGGGCCGCGCCGCCGCCCAAGCUCGAGGACUUCCUCGGAGGCGGCAACGGGGGAAAUAAUGGCGGCGGCGGCCAGGUUGUCUCUGGAGCGACGACCACCGAAGCAGCAGAGAUGUACGACUCGGAGCUCAAGUUCUUGGCCGCCGGAUUCCUCAGCGGCAGCGGCGCAGGAACAACGGCGCCCACCGGGCCGCCCAAGGUCACUCAGGAGGAAGCUGAAGCGAAGCAGCUGAGUCUACCAUCCGUCGCGCCCCCGGCACCAGCAGAGCAGAAGAAGGCCGUCGAGUCCUUCGGCCAGAGGACCUCCAUCUACCGCGGCGUCACGCGUCACCGUUGGACUGGUAGAUACGAGGCGCAUCUGUGGGACAACAGCUGCCGGCGUGAGGGCCAGAGCCGCAAGGGCCGCCAAGUGUACUUGGGUGGCUAUGAUAAAGAGGAGAAGGCAGCUAGGGCUUACGAUCUAGCCGCGUUGAAGUACUGGGGAGCCACCACCACCACCAACUUCCCGGUUGCGGACUAUGAAAAGGAGCUCGAGGAGAUGAAGCACAUGACACGCCAGGAGUUUGUAGCUUCACUUAGGAGGAAGAGUAGCGGAUUCUCCCGUGGCGCUUCUAUAUACAGGGGUGUCACAAGACAUCACCAGCAUGGUCGAUGGCAAGCAAGGAUUGGAAGGGUGGCUGGCAACAAGGACCUCUACCUCGGAACAUUCAGCACGGAGGAGGAAGCCGCAGAAGCCUACGACAUCGCGGCCAUCAAGUUCCGAGGCCUGAACGCGGUGACCAACUUCGAGAUCGGCCGGUACAACGUGGAGAGCAUCAUAAGCAGCAAUCUCCCGAUCGGCAACAUGUCCGGCGGCACAGGCCGGGGCAGCAAAGCCCUGGAGUCCUCCAGCUCCCCCGACGCUCUCGAAGCAGCGGCGCCACCCUCGCUAACGUUCACCGCGCUCCCCAUGAAGUACGACCCGCAGCAGCAGCAGCAGGACUACCUGUCGUUCCUGGCCCUGCAGCACCAUCAACAGGGCAACCUGCAGGGGCUCGGCUACGGCCUGUACAGCUCCGGCGUCAACCUCGACUUCGCGAACGCGAAUGGCGGCGGUGCUAUGGCGCCCCAUUGCUACGGCAAUGCCGGUAGCUUCCAUGAUCAACAACAACAUCAGCACCAGCACGAGGAGCAAGAUCAGCAGGAUCAUCAGUCGCAGAGCUUGUCCAUGCCAUUCUCCACACCAAUGGCGCAUUUCGUCGGCGGGUCCUACGAAAGCUCCGUGACGCCAGGCUCCUUUGGAUACUACCCAAAUGUGGCAGCCUUUCAGACGCCGAUCUUUGGAAUGGAAUGA
Lolium rigidum is the source of this 1446-nucleotide messenger RNA. RefSeq names its product AP2-like ethylene-responsive transcription factor AIL5. Gene Ontology annotation, molecular function: DNA binding; DNA-binding transcription factor activity. The coding region runs from base 1 to 1446 and encodes 481 amino acids. The transcript is spliced from 9 exons. The record is from RefSeq and is a predicted model, not a curated record. NCBI's taxonomy places the organism in Eukaryota, Viridiplantae, Streptophyta, Magnoliopsida, Poales, Poaceae. Gene Ontology annotation, biological process: regulation of DNA-templated transcription.